Molecule: messenger RNA, 1020 nt
Organism: Dreissena polymorpha
Lineage: Eukaryota; Metazoa; Mollusca; Bivalvia; Myida; Dreissenidae
Exons: 7
Coding region: 267-956 (229 amino acids)
Source: RefSeq, a predicted model, not a curated record
UGGCGGUUGUCUCUGUCUAAAGAGAAUCGGUUGAAUUUUAUUACGUGUUUUAAUUUCCGAAGCGUGCCACAAGGAGUUUUUAUGGAAAACAUAAAGGGAGUGACUUUUAUUACAUGCAUACAAUGCUUGUGAAUUUAAGCAGCAUUAAAUGCCAUGUUUUAUUUGUGAUUCCCACUGUCGGCGUUUGGGUUUUUUGUGGAUCUUAAAAUAGCACUGAAGCGAUACCGGAUGUUUAUAGCAGACGACGUUUUGUCAAAACUGUCAAAAUGGAAGAAAAAAGAAAACGCAAUCCCAACUUUUCGCUGCAAGAUUCCUUGCUUCUUACCCAAAUAAUGGGAGAGACGCAUCCCGACUUCCAUGAUAUGGACAUGUCUUUCCACAAGGUUGAUAAGGCUAGAUUCAGCAAUCGAAUCAGCAAAGCAACAAAGAAUGCACUGUGGGUGGCAGUUACUGAAAAUUUCAAUGCAAGAGCCCAGUUUAGAAGGGAGCAAUCCAUUUUGGAGAAAAAAUGGGAAAAUCUACAAAGGGAUCACAGAAAUCUGUACAUGGAUUUUCAAAGAGAAAUUUCAUUGACAGGGCGAGGUCCAAUUGGCAGAACAUUGUCUGUCCUCACAGAGGCAGUAAUUGAUGUUAUUGGAAAGCAGAGUGCGGCAGUUGUUGGGGCAGCAGGAGCAGCAUAUGACUCAACAUUGGCCUCACUUAUGCUUCCUCAACAGUUUGACGUAUGUGACAGUGAAGAAAGAUCAUCAGUAUCGGAUGGUCCAAUCUUCAAUGUAAUGGAUCUUGUUCCAGUAAAACCUUCCCAAAGAGUCCAAUCAUGUUCAACAACAACCAGUACAUUGCCAAGCCCAAAUCAAGCGCACUGUUGCUGUUGUAGUGACUCUGAAAUGAGAGCCUUAAAGAAGAGAAAACUAGAGUUGCAGAUAAAGUUUUAUGAGAGACAACUUAAAUUGUAAAAUGACAUAUUAGUUAGUGUUUCUUUGUUAGUUUUUCAAUAAUCUUUUUUGCAGCGAUGGCCUC